Messenger RNA from Mangifera indica (mango), 915 nucleotides. Its product is annotated as ethylene-responsive transcription factor ERF010-like. The transcript has a single exon. Bases 264 to 728 code for a protein of 154 amino acids. Lineage: Eukaryota; Viridiplantae; Streptophyta; Magnoliopsida; Sapindales; Anacardiaceae. The record is from RefSeq and is a predicted model, not a curated record. Gene Ontology annotation, biological process: regulation of DNA-templated transcription. Gene Ontology annotation, molecular function: DNA-binding transcription factor activity; DNA binding.
UGUAUUUAUCUUUAAGGGAGAUCUACGUGGCGGCCGUCCCCAUACGACAGACUAGCAGCCAAGUGGGAAACUUAGGCUUCUUGCCUCUGCAGAUUUCUCCAUAUAUAAAUAUAACAUCUUUUAUAUAUACAAUUAUAUGUAUAUAAGCGUGGUUUUCUGAGGCAAAUAAUUUGUUGGAUCGAAUCUGUUUUCGGCAUGAGCCUCAAUCUAUAGUUUCAGAAACAGCAGGAGUUUUUGUUCUUAUAUAAAGAUUCCGUACGUUUAUGAUGAAAGAAGAAUUUUGUUCAUCGACUUCUACAAGAAACAUGAACACAGAGAAGCAGAAGCAAGAGCAAGAGAAAAAACCAUACAAAGGGAUAAGGAUGAGAAAGUGGGGAAAGUGGGUAGCUGAAAUCAGAGAACCCAACAAGAGAUCUAGAAUAUGGCUUGGCUCUUACACCACUCCGAUAGCUGCAGCACGUGCCUACGACACAGCCGUCUUCUAUCUUAGAGGCCCGUCUGCUCGACUAAAUUUCCCUGAAUUGAUUUUCCAAGAUGACGAUCUUCGAGACAUGUCCGCCGCUUCUAUACGCAAGAAAGCUACAGAAGUUGGAGCUAGGGUUGAUGCCUUGCAAACUGCCCUCCAUUCAUCAUCACAACAACGCUCAGAAUCAAAUUCUACCGCCCGCUUAUCUGAGAAGCCCGAUUUAAACAAGUACCCAAACCCAGAAAGUUCUGAUGAAGAUUGAAAGAGAUAAUAAAUACAUGGAACCAAAAAGGGUUCUGUUUUAUUAGGUUAAAAAGCUGGGUAGCUGCUUUAAUCAUGAUCUACAAUUAAUCUCUCAGUUGUAACUUUAUAGAAGCUAAACGAGAAUAUAGGAAGUUAUGUACUGAAUCUCUUAAUUAAAUUUAAUGUUUCCUCUUUUUUCCCCCCGA